Molecule: messenger RNA, 1347 nt
Organism: Aspergillus pseudonomiae
Lineage: Eukaryota; Fungi; Ascomycota; Eurotiomycetes; Eurotiales; Aspergillaceae
Product: Zn(II)2Cys6 transcription factor domain-containing protein
Exons: 2
Coding region: 1-1347 (448 amino acids)
Biological process (GO): regulation of DNA-templated transcription
Molecular function (GO): DNA-binding transcription factor activity, RNA polymerase II-specific; zinc ion binding
Source: RefSeq, a predicted model, not a curated record
AUGGUGAGCGGCGAUCGAAAGCUCCGCGCGGCAUGCGACCGCUGCCACGAACUCAAGAAUCGGUGCACUCGCACUGGUGGGCCUGAGAGUCGGUGCGACCGGUGUGAGAGACUCGAUAUUGACUGCGUGUACAAUACCACUGCGCGCAUGGGCCGUCCCCGAGUGUCUGAGAAACAGAAGGGAGUCUCGUCCGACAGUCAUAGUCAUGCGAGACACUCUAAACGACAGGCCGUCCAGCCCGGGAAGCAGCGUGGUGCUACUGCAGUGCCGCUUCCUGUUGAUCCUAUUGAUCCAGUUUGUGCAGACGCAGCUGCAGCUGCACACAAUAGAUCUGGCUGUGCCGGUCCUAGAAGUGGCCCUGAUAGUGGUCCUGGUCCGGGUGGUCACGGCAAUCUCGAACCAGUGUCCGGGUUUCCUCUUCUCCUCCCCGAAGUGAUACCCGGCGAAAAUCUGAACUGGGACCUAGGCAUGUAUUCCCCGGACUUUGCGCACCCGGCUCAUGACGAUCCAACGGGCGAACACAGACACGGACAUGCACACCAAGAAUAUCAUCGAGUGGAGAGCCCGCAAUAUCAAUCCAAGGCGGUUUUCGAUUUCUCUGACUCCGGCCUGGGGACGUCAGAACAAGGGACAGCCUCUACUGCUAGGAUCACCGGUGCAGACGAGCUCCUACAGCUGCAGUCUCACCUGAGCAAUCUGUUAACAUGCGCGAGUGAAUCACCCACAGGGCACCAGCCGGCUCUUGACAAAGUCCUGAUGGCCUGCAAAGAACUGCUAGAGCUGCUCCCCGUCCCAGACUAUCGCCCUGGUUCAGACUACAGUACUGCAAGUAAUAGUGGGACUGAGACCGAAGUCUCAUUUGCCCCAGCCAGCGUCAAUGCUGGACAUCCUGAUUGCUGCCACGGCCUUGGUGAGCCGACUCAAAUAGGAGGGCCGUUCGACCCACCAAGGAUAAACUACAUCACCGUAUUACAAGUCGCGACAUCGUACGCAUACGCCCUGCAGCUGCUGGACAUUGCCGUGGAUAAUCUCAAGACCCGCGCUGGGAAUCUGGCGCCCCUUAGCCUGGGUACUUUCAACCUUGCAUCCCAGCCAGCCAUGAGUACCUCUGUGGGUGCUUACAUGAUUUCUAGCAUGGUUCAUCAGCUGCGUGAUGCUAUUAAUCUGUUGAUGCCUGAAUAUCAGCAUCAGAAGGGCUCCCCACCUCCGCAUGUAUCAUCACCACGAAGUGGCUUGGGGGCAGUGGCUGCGGCUGCGAACAAUUCGAUACAAGCUGCGGUGAAUAUGGUUUCUGAGAAGGAAGCAUCUUUACUUGAGAAAUCGGCACAGGUUAUGAUCAAUCCGUAG